AUGCCACCCUCCGACUCCGUCUACGACGGCACAGUGCCUAAACUCAUCAUCAGCAUCGACGUCGGCACCUCUCAUUCUGGCGUUGCAUAUGCCUUCCUCAGCCCUGGCAAAGUCCCUCAAGUCAACAGCGUCACCCGCUUCCCUGGUCUGGAAGGCGAUGCAGGCAACUGUAAGAUCCCCACUCGGUGGCAGUGCUGUAGCCCGUCGGUAACGCCCAUACGAGGUGCCCGCGUUGCCGUCGGUAACGGCCAUACGAGCUCGUACGAGCUCCGGUAA
Epithele typhae is the source of this 276-nucleotide messenger RNA. RefSeq lists its product as uncharacterized. The coding region runs from base 1 to 276 and encodes 91 amino acids. Lineage: Eukaryota; Fungi; Basidiomycota; Agaricomycetes; Polyporales; Epitheliaceae. The transcript has 2 exons. The record is from RefSeq and is a predicted model, not a curated record.